This is a messenger RNA of Bubalus bubalis (water buffalo), 957 nucleotides long. RefSeq names its product olfactory receptor 5F1-like. Gene Ontology annotation, cellular component: membrane. The transcript has a single exon. The coding region runs from base 1 to 957 and encodes 318 amino acids. Gene Ontology annotation, biological process: G protein-coupled receptor signaling pathway; sensory perception of smell. Gene Ontology annotation, molecular function: odorant binding; G protein-coupled receptor activity; olfactory receptor activity. The record is from RefSeq and is a predicted model, not a curated record. NCBI's taxonomy places the organism in Eukaryota, Metazoa, Chordata, Mammalia, Artiodactyla, Bovidae.
AUGGCCAAAAAUAAUUGUACUUUGCUGAUGGAGUUCAUCCUGUUGGGAUUAACAGACACACUGGAGCUACAAGCUAUCCUUUUCUCUCUUUUUUUGGUGAUUUACACACUUACAGUUGUGGGAAAUAUUGGAAUGAUCCUUUUAAUCAGGACUGAUUCUCGACUUCACACACCUAUGUAUUUCUUCCUGGCAAUCCUGUCUUUUGCAGAUGUUAGUUAUUCAUCCACCAUAACUCCAAAGAUGCUGGUAGACUUUUUAUCAGAGAAGAAAACCAUCUCCUUUGCUGGCUGCUUUCUGCAGAUGUACUUCUUUAUAGCCUUGGCCACAACUGAAUGCAUCCUUUUUGGGUUAAUGGCCCAUGACCGCUAUGUGGCCAUAUGCAGCCCUCUCCUUUACUCCUUGAUCAUGUCCAGGACUGUCUGUCUAAAAAUGGCAGCAGGAGCUUUUACAGCAGGACUGUUGAACUCUGUGGUUCACACAGGUUAUAUGAGCAGCUUGUCAUUCUGCAGUUCCAAUGUCAUCCAUCACUUCUUCUGUGACACCCCUCCAAUUUUUAAGCUCUCAUGUUCUGACACACACCUGUAUGAAAGCAUCUUGUCCACUUUUGCUGGUGUGAAUAUAGUUGGGACUCUGCUAGUGACCCUCACCUCCUACUGCUACAUUCUCUUCUCCAUCUUCCGUAUGCAUUCAGGGGAGGGGAGGCGCAGAGCAUUCUCCACAUGUGCGUCUCACCUGACAGCCAUCAUCCUGUUCUAUUCCACCUCCAUCCACACUUAUCUCAGACCUUCCUCCAGCUACUCCCUGAGUCAAGACAAAGUGGCUUCCGUGUUCUACACAGUGGUCAUCCCCAUGUUGAAUCCUCUGAUCUACAGCCUCCGAAACAGGGAAGUGAAGAAGGCUUUAUGGAAUGUAAUUACUAGGAAAAGGGUCCCUUCAUUUCUGGGGUUAUUUGGUUAA